AAUGAAAGGGAGAGAGAGGCACGUGCGAACUUUACCGGGAAAUCACACGUGUGGAAAUUACGGCGAGUGCCGACGUGUCCCGGUGGUAUAAUGUACAUUGGCAAAAAUGAGGAGUAAUUGGAUAUUUUAGCUUCAAGUAACUGCUAACUCGACAUAGCGCAGGACAAUGUCUUGGCUCUUGAAAUCCCUUCGGAUCGACGACGACGACGACGCUGAUUCCUCAUCGCAGUGCCCGUCCCCUGAGCCCUCAUCGCCGGACGACGCCUCCGCAGCUCGCGGCGGCGUCAAGGACGAGUUCUCCGUCCUCGGUCAAACAAUCGGCCGGCAAUUGCGAGGUGUGGCAGCCUUUCUGGCCCCGCCGCCUUCACCGCCAACUUCUCCUUCUAUCACGUCUACAGGUACGGAAGACGUCGGGCAGCCACCGCCUGAUUCGUCGCGUUCGUCGCAGGCGCUUAUCGGGAUCCGUAACGAUCUCGUGGAAAUUGGCGGAAGCUUCAAGAGCGGGCUUUCUCUCUUGUCCGGUAACAAAGCGGUUAGUGGGAUCUCAAAAUUUGCCACCAGUUUGUUUCCCUUUCAAAAUCAAGAGGAGGAGGAGGAGGAGGAGGAGGAGGAGGAUGAAGAAGAAGAAGAGGAUGAUUUCGACAAUGGUGAAUUUGAUGAAGUCCCUGGGAUUACGGAAGAGGUUCUUGAUUUUGUCAAAGAAAUCUCAAUUAGGCCCGAGUGCUGGACUGAUUUCCCUUUCCCAGUCGAUAAUGGUAAUGUCUCUGUUCUAAUUUGGCAUUAGUUAGUGUUAUUCGAAGUUAAUUGCGUGAAGGUUAAAAAAGAAAUGAGGAUUGGUUGAUUAGCAGGAUAAUCUAAGCUCUCUUAGUUACUUGAACUAAGCAUUGUCGAUUAUAGCAUGCAAAAGUUUACUGUAUAGAAUGAUGGAGGCAUUUAUGGUAUAACUUAGUAUUCAAAAGCUGAUUGAAAUGUAUAAUUGAUUAAAAUUAGAAAUUGCGGAAUGUUGUUGGCUGAAACCUGACUGCCCGUGAGCUAAGAAACUUUCAUGGAUUAUUUUUUGAACGUUUUCAUGGAUUCACAAAAGCAAAAAUUGCCGCCAAUGGUGGUUUGAAGUUCCUGAAGUGUGAGUAAUGCUUCAAGGACAUUCUUUUUUCUCUUUAUGGCAUCAAGGGACACUUUGAUUUGGGCAUAACUGUGUUUAAUGGUAUCUGCUCAGUCUGGGUAGCAGAUGGAGUUUUUGUUAGUUCGCUUGAAUCAUCAGAUCAUGCACAUAUGGAAAUGUUCAAAUUUUGGCUUGUGAUGCUUUUUCUGCUAGGAAAUUCAGAUUAUUGGCUUGGACACUUUGCAAAAAGGUGAUAGAAGGGUCUUGUUUCUCUAGUGGUUAUCUUUUUCGAUGAUUACAGUGCAGAUUUAAAAGUAAAAAAGCUAUAGAUGAUUACGGGGCCAGCGGGGGAGGUGGAAAGUUGGCCUUUAUGUUUCUUUGUCGUGGUAGCUUCAAGGGUUGAGUAUUUCUUUAGGGCUGGAAAUUCUCUUUAAGUUAGGAUAACUUAUAUGAUUUUUGGCAUACUCUUUAUGGAUUUGUGAUUCUUCUAGGAUGCAUUUUCUUGACCCAUGCGGCAUCUUGUUUGCGUGGAGUGAGUGUCUCGUGGGUGGCUUGGCUUGUAAACAUUAAUAGAGAAGAUGUAAUGAGAAAAACAUUUACUAAGUAGGAGAGAGUUCUAAAAUAUGAAGAUUUUUUCCGUUCUUUUUUUUCUUCCUUUCAAAACAAAUUCCUACAUGACAUUUUGGGGGUUUGCUUUUGGCCCCCCACUUACUUAGGACAUGCUUUUGAAGCUCGUUUUUGCUUCUACUCUUGCAACAUUCUAAAAUUCUGAUUACUCUCUUUGUAAAAUAUUUUAGCAAUAUAUUAUACUGGUUGUGAUUGAAUAUUGGAAGACAAUAAAGCUAAGUGACAGACUAUGCACAAUGAAUGAUGAUAAGAACAAUGGACCAUAAAUAACACUGGUGUUGCUGUGCAGUUAGCCAAGAGGUUAUAUUGGUUCCAAGCCGGGGGAGAACAGGAGAAUAUCCUGGUUAAGAAUGAGGAUAACAAUGUGUUUUGAUGCCAUGUAAAAAAGAGUGGAUUUUUUUAGGGUUGGGGGACAGGAGAGAUGGUGAAAUACUGUCUUUCCCUGUAUGUUGGCAUCUUUUUCCUGUCUGUGCUAAAUAAAACAGUUGGUAGUUAUGACUAUUUGGUGGCACACUAAUUGAAGCGUUAGCCUUCUCUACCUGAAAAAGAUAAGCACCUGUUGUUUUCUCUUUAUGGAAUUUUGGUUCGGAGCUUGGGGGAAAUUGGAGAGCAUCAGAGUUAAGAGUGAAGAUACCUAUGUGUUUUACGCCAUAGUAAAGAACAGUGGAUUUCUUUGGGGGGUUCCCGAGCUUGGGGCAGGGAUUGGCAGGAGAGAAUAUGGUGAAAACACUUGUCUUGCCCUGUGUGUUGGCUAAAUAAAAUAGUUAAUCAUUAUGAUUAUCAAAACUAGUUCAUUAUUAUGAGUUUUCACUCACGUGCAACUUCUUUGGGGAGAACAUGGGAAUUGGUGGACUGUUUGGUGGAGUACUGAUAAAAAAUCUUAGACUUUUGCUCCUGAAGAGGACAAAAAAUCUGUUAUUUUCUCUUUUCUGGAAUUUUGGUCCUUGU
Molecule: messenger RNA, 2677 nt
Organism: Carica papaya (papaya)
Lineage: Eukaryota; Viridiplantae; Streptophyta; Magnoliopsida; Brassicales; Caricaceae
Source: RefSeq, a predicted model, not a curated record